This is a messenger RNA of Fusarium tjaetaba, 2682 nucleotides long. Its product is annotated as beta-glucosidase. Bases 1 to 2682 code for a protein of 893 amino acids. Gene Ontology annotation, biological process: glucan catabolic process. The record is from RefSeq and is a predicted model, not a curated record. Lineage: Eukaryota; Fungi; Ascomycota; Sordariomycetes; Hypocreales; Nectriaceae. Gene Ontology annotation, molecular function: beta-glucosidase activity. The transcript is spliced from 4 exons.
AUGAAGCUGAAUUGGGUCGCCGCAGCCCUGUCUAUAGGUGCUGCUGGCACUGACAGCGCAGUUGCUCUUGCUUCUGCAGUUCCAGACACUUUGGCUGGUGUAAAGGUUGUCACGAGAGAUACACUCGCAUACUCGCCUCCUCACUAUCCUUCACCAUGGAUGGAUCCUAAUGCCGUUGGCUGGGAGGAAGCUUACGCCAAAGCCAAGAGCUUUGUGUCCCAGCUCACUCUCAUGGAAAAGGUCAACUUGACCACUGGUGUUGGAUGGCAAGGCGAACGCUGUGUAGGAAACGUGGGAUCAAUUCCUCGUCUUGGUAUGCGAGGUCUCUGUCUUCAGGAUGGUCCUCUUGGAAUUCGUCUGUCCGACUACAACAGCGCUUUCCCAGCUGGAACUACAGCUGGUGCUUCGUGGAGCAAGUCUCUCUGGUAUGAGAGAGGUCUCCUGAUGGGUACUGAGUUUAAGGAGAAGGGUAUCGAUAUCGCUCUUGGUCCUGCUACUGGACCUCUUGGCCGCACUGCUGCUGGUGGACGAAACUGGGAGGGCUUUACUGUUGACCCUUAUAUGGCUGGUCACGCCAUGGCCGAGGUCGUCAAGGGUAUCCAAGACGCAGGUGUCAUUGCUUGUGCUAAGCAUUACAUCGCAAACGAGCAGGAGCACUUCCGACAGAGUGGCGAGGUUCAGUCCCGCAAGUACAACAUCUCCGAGUCUCUCUCCUCCAACCUGGACGACAAGACUAUGCACGAGCUCUACGCCUGGCCCUUCGCUGAUGCCGUCCGCGCCGGCGUCGGCUCCGUCAUGUGCUCUUACAACCAGAUCAACAACUCGUACGGUUGCCAGAACUCCAAGCUCCUCAACGGUCUCCUCAAGGACGAGAUGGGCUUCCAGGGCUUCGUCAUGAGCGAUUGGGCGGCCCAGCAUACCGGUGCCGCUUCUGCCGUCGCUGGUCUCGACAUGAGUAUGCCUGGUGACACUGCUUUCGACAGCGGAUACAGCUUCUGGGGCGGAAACCUGACUCUUGCUGUCAUCAACGGAACUGUUCCCGCCUGGCGAGUUGACGACAUGGCUCUGCGAAUCAUGUCGGCCUUCUUCAAGGUUGGAAGGACGGUAGAGGAUCUCCCCGACAUCAACUUCUCCUCCUGGACCCGCGACACCUUCGGCUUCGUCCAUACAUUUGCUCAAGAGAACCGCGAACAGGUCAACUUUGGUGUCAACGUCCAGCACGACCACAAGAGCCACAUCCGUGAGGCCGCUGCCAAGGGAAGCGUCGUCCUCAAGAACACCGGCUCCCUUCCCCUCAAGAACCCCAAGUUCCUCGCUGUCAUUGGCGAAGACGCCGGUCCCAACCCUGCUGGACCCAAUGGUUGCGGUGACCGUGGUUGCGACAAUGGUACCCUGGCUAUGGCUUGGGGCUCGGGAACUUCUCAGUUCCCCUACUUAAUCACUCCCGAUCAAGGGCUCUCUAACCGUGCUACUCAAGACGGAACUCGAUAUGAGAGCAUCUUGACCAACAACGAAUGGGCCUCAGUACAAGCUCUUGUCAGCCAGCCCAACGUGACCGCUAUCGUUUUCGCCAACGCCGACUCUGGUGAAGGCUACAUUGAAGUCGAUGGAAACUUCGGCGAUCGCAAGAACCUCACCCUCUGGCAACAGGGAGACGAGCUCAUCAAGAACGUCUCGUCCAUAUGCCCCAACACCAUUGUAGUUCUGCACACCGUCGGUCCUGUCCUACUCGCCGACUACGAGAAGAACCCCAACAUCACCGCCAUCGUCUGGGCUGGUCUUCCCGGCCAAGAGUCUGGCAAUGCCAUCGCUGAUCUCCUCUACGGCAAGGUCAGCCCUGGUCGAUCUCCCUUCACUUGGGGCCGCACCCGUGAGAGCUACGGUACCGAGGUUCUUUAUGAGGCGAACAACGGCCGUGGCGCUCCUCAGGAUGACUUCUCUGAGGGUGUCUUCAUUGACUACCGUCACUUCGAUCGACGAUCUCCCAGCACCGAUGGAAAGAGCUCUCCCAACAACACCGCUGCUCCUCUCUACGAGUUCGGUCACGGUCUAUCUUGGUCCACCUUUGAGUACUCUGAUCUCAACAUCCAGAAGAAUGUCGAGAACCCCUACUCUCCUCCUGCUGGCCAGACCAUCCCCGCCCCAACCUUUGGCAACUUCAGCAAGAACCUGAACGACUACGUGUUCCCCAAGGGUGUCCGAUACAUCUACAAGUUCAUCUACCCCUUCCUCAACACUUCCUCAUCCGCGAGCGAGGCUUCCAACGACGGCGGCCAGUUUGGUAAGACUGCCGAAGAGUUCCUCCCUCCCAACGCCCUCAACGGCUCAGCCCAGCCUCGUCUUCCCGCCUCUGGUGCCCCAGGUGGUAACCCUCAAUUGUGGGACAUCUUGUACACCGUCACAGCCACAAUCACCAACACAGGCAACGCCACCUCCGACGAGAUUCCCCAGCUGUAUGUCAGCCUCGGUGGCGAGAACGAGCCCGUUCGUGUCCUCCGCGGCUUCGACCGUAUCGAGAACAUUGCCCCUGGCCAGAGCGCCAUCUUCAACGCUCAAUUGACCCGCCGCGAUCUGAGCAACUGGGAUACAAAUGCCCAGAACUGGGUCAUCACUGACCACCCCAAGACGGUCUGGGUUGGAAGCAGCUCUCGCAAGCUGCCUCUCAGCGCCAAGUUGGAGUAA